AUAACGACAAGAGAAAAAUAAAUCUUUUAAAUUAAAUCUUUAUUCUUGUUGAAAUAUUAUACAGUUAUAUGUAUAGGUAAGUGCCUACUUUUACGAAUUCGCAUUGUCGUACAUGCGAUCAGCUGAUUACCCGGCAAAUGUUCUUUUAACCAUUGGAGGAAAGGAUGGAGGUAGACUAUCUGAAAAAGGAAGAUUCCGUAGAAAUGAUGAGGGAGUGUUUAAGAGAAUUGACCUAUAUGGAAAGAAAGGAGCAUCGUACGAAGGCGUUGAAUAAAAGUCGCGUAGCUUUAGGUAAUAUAAUUCCAGAUGCGUCGUUUACGACGGAAUUUGUUGUUGAAAAGGCGAAAGCGCUUAAAAAAAAGACGUUAUCUGUUGAGGAGUACAAACAAUUGCAAAACGCUCUUAUACAGGACGAGGAUAAUGUCAAAUCCUUUCUGAAAACAGACAAUAUUUUAUUUGCUCUAGUACGUGACUUUUCCAGUAACGAUCCAACUAUUCAAUUGUCAGCUAUCGGUUGCUGUUGCAACUUAGCUCUUGGAAAUGUUAAAGCGUGUACCUCGUUAGCCAAAAGCAUUGCACCAUAUCUCAUUACAGAAUUAGAUUGCUUAAAUUAUCCUUUACUGGAAGUUUGCGUGUGGACAGUGGGAAACUUAAUUGCAGGGAGUAGCAAAGCAUUUGAAGUUCUUCAUGCGCAAGACUGUUUAAAAUUCAUUGUUUCCCUGAUUCGCAAUUGCGACAUUACUAUUCUCCCUUCUGUAGCAUACACAGCUAUGCACUAUGUACGCGUCGGUUUUCAACAGAUUUCGGAGAAUGAAAUAAUAGAACUCGUUAAGGUUGCUACAGAAAGAAACCUCUCGUUCGAAACUCCAUAUUUUAUUUGGCUGCUUGCUUUGUUAUCUUCGCGAGCGAUAUGUAAUAUUUAUUUAUAUAAAACGAUGCAUUCGAUAGUGGAUUAUCUAUAUCAGAAUGCUACAAAUAAUAUUACCACUGUAACAGAGAUCACAGCAUGCGUAAGGAUAUUGGCUAAUACUAUUUGCGAAACGUCCGGUCGUUUGGCAACCUUGUUUUUGGAAAAUCCAAAGUACGCGCGAUCGGAUUUAGAAAUAUUAUUAAAUAAUUUACUUUCGUGCCAAUAUGUACAUGUUAGAAAAGAGACUUUGUGGUUAAUAGGCAACCUUUAUAACCAUAACUGCGCCAACGUUAAAAAAAUUGUACAAGAUAUUAUACCACGAUUAUCAUCUUUAAAGCAAGCGGUCGUAUCCACAACACAGCAAACUAUGUUGGCAAAUAUAGACUUGCUCGACUGAACAGG
Messenger RNA from Hylaeus anthracinus, 1312 nucleotides. RefSeq lists its product as uncharacterized. The record is from RefSeq and is a predicted model, not a curated record. The transcript has 7 exons. The coding region runs from base 165 to 1307 and encodes 380 amino acids. NCBI's taxonomy places the organism in Eukaryota, Metazoa, Arthropoda, Insecta, Hymenoptera, Colletidae.